This is a messenger RNA of Triplophysa rosa, 6610 nucleotides long. RefSeq names its product regulator of G protein signaling 17 (gene rgs17). Bases 401 to 1027 code for a protein of 208 amino acids. The transcript is spliced from 6 exons. The record is from RefSeq and is a predicted model, not a curated record. Lineage: Eukaryota; Metazoa; Chordata; Actinopteri; Cypriniformes; Nemacheilidae.
GCAUGCGCAGGGCGUCUCCACUGGCUCGCUGGGUGCUGAAGUUGGGCGGAUGGACGGAAAACACCGCUGAUGGAGAUAAAACGGCAGCAUGCAAUCUCAACGCCCGAUACCCCCGAUAACCACAUAAACAGGUUUAGCGGCACCAUUUUAGAAGACUGACAUCUAGGACAAAAGGGAUGUCUUAUCCUGGAUCAUUUUGCCCUUGACUCAAGAAAAGGGUUUACCUGCAAAUACCAGGUGUUUGAAACCUACCUCCACCCACCUUCUGUGUUCUUCAUCAGGCAUGGUUAGAGAAGAUACAAGAGGACACAAUUUGUAUUCCAGCACUCUGUCCAUCGCAACUUUUGACAUUACCGUCAUGAUUUUCUUACCUGAUAUAUCCGGAUAGCUGCUAAUUUGCAUGCCUCAAAGUGUGAGUGGAGUUGAAAUGAGGAAAAGGCAGCAGGGACGCAUUGAAGGACCCCCGCAGGCGCCUGGUCACCCGAGGCCUAAUACCUGCUGUCUGUGCUGGUGUGGAUGCUGCAAGUGCCUCUGGAAUGAAGACAGGCGAGAACGUUCAGAAAGGCAAACAUGUACAAAGAUGGAUAGCAUAGAGGCAACAGAGGAACAGCAUCCCACACUGGACGAGGUGAUCGCCUGGUCCCGGAGCUUUGAGAUGAUGAUGCGCUCUCCGGAGGGGAGGGAUGUUUUCCGGGAGUUCCUGCGGUCCGAGUACAGUGAGGAGAACCUGCUGUUCUGGAUUGCUUGCGAGGAAAUGAAGAAGGAGUCCAACCCAUCAGCUAUUGAUGAAAAAGCCAGGAUCAUUUAUGAGGACUAUGUUUCUAUUCUAUCACCUAAAGAGGUCAGUUUGGAUUCACGGGUGAGGGAAGGCAUCAACCAAAACCUGGCGGAGCCCAGCAGUAUGAUGUAUGAGGAGGCUCAGCUCCAGAUCUACACCCUCAUGCACAGAGACUCCUUCCCUCGAUUCCUCAACUCAUCUGUUUACAGGGAUCUUCUCAACACCAAGAGAACCUGCUUAGACACCUAGGUUUCAGCAAAUACACUUGAGACAAAAAGCCCCAAGGUGCCACUUUUUCAAAAGGUGUGAUGUUUCUUAUUUCGAGAGCGAGUAGUUAAGCAAUUCUGAGCAUCCACUAGUGACCCUGUUCAGUUCUGUUUAAGUGCCAAUAUGAGCUGCUCAGGCAACUGUGACAGAAAAACACGUAGGAAAAACCGGGCAGAUCCAUAGUUUUCAUACUCACCCGCUUUGUCAAAACUUCUCUUUUCCCUCUUCCUGUUUACCUCACUGUCACCUAUUUUCUUUCCUUCUCUCUUUUCUCCUGAUCCUUUCCGUCUUUUAGAUGUCUGAGGACAGCUGUUUUUAAAAGCGGUAGAUGUUGAGCUAGACAACAUGAUCUUUGCAUGAUACAAGGUUAUGGAAUUUACACCAGUUUGACAUUUAAGCCUGGACUACGAUGUUUUUUUGAACGAAAAAAAAAGGUGUUUUUUAUGCUGUCACGAGGAGAGAACAUUGUAAAGCUCUCGUAAGCGAAGGGAAAUUUAUCUGUGCCAAUUGUUUUUUUAAGCAGAAGCUGGGAAGCGCAAUCGCCAACUUGCCGUACAAACUCUUUUCGCGUGUCGACAGUUGUUUAACUGGGGAACAUAAGGGCUAGCUAGUGUUGUGAUUGGGCAGCUAAACGAAUCAUGAACAUUUCUUUCUCACUGCAAAAAUCACAAUGCCUCGACACUGAAUAAGUGCAUAAAAGCUGCUGACAACACGGUUUAUUGUGUAAGUCGUCCUGGCCCUCCCAGUCCAUCACUAACCGAGAGAAGCACAGGUACUGUAGGUCAUGGGCUGUAAACUUCGCUGGAUUAAAAGAAUAACUCACCCACCUUCUGGAGGUUUUCAAAACAACUUAGAAUUGUCUUUCACAUUAAAGAAAUGUAUUUUAUUAAACAAAAGUGUAGUGAACACUAUGCCUUGUUUUUGAGCGUGACACAGUAGAUCUAUUUCAAAGAAAUAGCUGAGACUGCUCGGAUGUUUUUUCUCAGAGGUGGCGUUACGGAAGAUUCAGUCAGAAUCGGUGUAAAACGUCUUUUUGGACCGAUUCGAGGGCAUGCCAGACGAAACGAACGCCCACCUUUGUUUUAAUGCUGAAAUACUUAUUUAUCAAAGCAAGAAAAGUCAAUCUUUUUGUAAUACUUUUUUUCCAGCAUGCGUUUAUUUUGUUGUGUCAUGUACACAUUGCAAUACUAGAAGAUACUAUGAAGACGAUUUUCCUUUAGAGGUUUAAACUUGUGACCCUAAGACAGUUUCUUCAGCUCCGUGUCGUUGGAUUCAAACUUGAAUGUUGCUGUUCAAUUUUCUAGAAAUGUAUGUGCUAUUGCAGUUGCAGCAGCCAGUGCAUGAAAACACAGUAUCUAAAAAAAAUACCGGUGUUAAACCACUUUCUCACCUUUUAGCUGAGUAGUUCAAGAGUGAAUUGCAUUCAAACAGAGAUUUUUGGUCACCGUACCCAACCUGAAAAUGUCACUUUCCCUGACUUAUUGUGCCAAUGAAUGAACGAAGGUUUCUUUAGUAAAUAAUGAUCAAGUUGGUUUGUUGUUCGGUUUUCUUAUAUCGGUGCUCUGACAGUUAAGUGCCAUUCACUCUGCAGGUUUACCAGAUUCAAAUGAAGACCUUUGACCUUUACCAAGUGCAUAAAUAUCCUUCUUUAAAAUAUUUGUGUAUUUGAGCAUCAGCCAAUGUGAGUAGGUCCUCAGUUUAUGUUGUUUUAUGAAGAGAAUACAAUAGGUUUGUACCUUGUAGUUUACACACACACACUGAAGCAGCGAACCAUCAUGGGACGUUUGGUUUUCCCAUAUUUCUAAAAGAAAGUUAUUGAAUUUUCUUGUUUGUUUUAAAGGCAAAAACAUUGUCAUUAAAGAAAUGAGCAAUAAAUCAAAAUUGUCUUGCUCCACAGAACGACACUGCAUGACAUUUAGCGAAAUGUUGAACUAUUUUUGAGGGGAGAUCCGAGCUUGACAAAACUGACAAAUAACGAGUAGCAUGUUGUUUAAAAUUUCAUGACAGUUGUCGAUGACAAUUAAUAAGCAUUUUUAUGAAAUGACUGUAUCAAUCGGUACAUGAAACAAUCCAACGUGUGAAACCACUGAACUGAGUAAAUAUUCAGUUGAAAUUGAGAUAAUCAUGAUGUGUUCAAUUAAGUCACAAGAAAAAUGUGAUAUAUUGCAUCUGAGGUAUCUUCAAUCAAAGUCCUUUCUCGAAUAAUUGAUGCAAUGAAAUCAGCAACUUUCUACAGGCAGUUAUCAGCAGUAUUGGAUUAAUGUACAUAUCAUAAAGCAAAAAAAUGGUAAAUGUGUCCCAUUUUUUUUGCAGUCGAUAUUCACGAUGAAGGUUGAGCUACUGCCACAUGAGUGUUUAUUUUGUAAACAACCUUUAAAAUGCCAUUACAUCUAUGAUUCAAAGUCCUGUAAAUGACAACAAAUUCUGACAUUAUUACCCCACUUUUUGCUAAAUGAUUGUAUUUAUUAUACAGCAUUAAGCACGAAAACAUUCAAGUUUGCGCCAUUUAGAAAGAGCCAUCAUUGAGAGUAAUUAUCUGUUUUGAUUGAAGUAUCUUUAUGUAAUUUUUGCUGCUAAUGUUCUGAUUUUAAUGGGUAUAGGAGUUUUCACAUGAUGGCUGUCGUAGAGAUCCUCUAACAGCUCUUUAUAAUGGUUUUAUCAGCAUGGUAUGACUUGGAAAAAACACACUUUCUUGCCAAAAGGCUUCUUUUGUAAGAAAAUGAAGUGAAGCCUGUGUUAUGUGAUUCUAGGAGUGUUGUCUCUUUUAAAGACUUUUCAUUGGUUUUCACUACCUCUCCUGAUGCUUGGUAUUUCUCAUCCAGCUGUUAAUGUUAAAUGUUGUUUAUUUUGAUCUACUUGAAGUCUAAUACUGUAAAUGAGGUGUACUGAGGGUUUAUGAGGAGUAGCAAUUUCUUUGUUUGUUUGUUGAAUUCUUUUCAGCAUAAUUAUGAUUAUACACACACAAAUAAUUCAGGAAACAUCAUAUUCAAGGGCUAAUCCCAUAUUGCCUAUGCAAAUAUCCUAAUUGUCAUAUUGGAGUCAUGGGUGACUGAGGAAUGUUUUCCUGAAAGUGGGUGGAACACUGGUUUACAUUUGCCCAUUUCUGAUAUUUCUUAGUCAGAGUCACUUAUAACAUGUUAUAUACACACACACACACAUAUAUAUAUAUAAUAUCCUUCUUGAUGAAAAAGCUACUCGAUUAAGAUUGAAAUAAAUUCGUGGUGCGUUUUGACAUCUUGACAGGUUGACGGUUCACUGUAGAUGGAAAUGCAUACUGAAUGUAAGGUUCUGUUCGUGCCGAUUUAUCUUUGAGUGAUGGCAAACUUGGAACAGGUGACAUAAUUGAAUGAUUUGUGAAUGAAGCGAGUGUUUAUUCUUGUUUUUAAGGGUGCUUCAGUCUUUUUUUGGGAAAGGUUGAAGGGCUACUUUGGGCACUUUAAACAUGCUUUCCAAGAACAAGAAUAUCUACCUCUUGGUUCUGUUCAUUCCAUUAGCUUAAUAUAGAUGAUUUAGCUUUGAUAAACAUGUAGCUUACACACAUCUUGAUUUUUUUAGACUCUUAGUAAAGAGCCACAGAGGUGAACGAGGAAGCAAACAGAUUUUUAGCGAUUUCAUAGUUUUUUGGUUUUAACCUUUGUUAGUUUGACACAUUUUCUGUGGAAGCGCCUAGUAAGGACAUAAAGAGUUUGACCCCUCCCAUAACAACAUUUGUUUAUUUCAAUGUCAGCUACAACACUUUUGUAACUUGCCUGUGCUUGCGUUAUGUGAUUUAAAGAUUAAAGCUGUAAUUGUGACAAAUGUGUUUACAGCUCUCAGUAGCACUAUUAAGUUAAACAAAAUUCUUUAUUGUAAACACAUGAUUAUUCAUAAGACAUUAUUUGAUUUGUCCUGUCACGUAGAUUAAUGUGAAUUUUAGUGACACAGUUGCGAUGAUCCCCAAGAUUUAGGAAUAUUGCAGCAAGGAGAAAGGCUUCAUGUAUGAGUUUUUUUCAAUUUUAUGCGUUACUGUUUUUUUUUAAUUAGUCAAAUCCCCUUCACCAUAACAUUAAAGACAUAAAGACAGUGGUCAGGUAACAGUUUGAAUUCUUUACUGAAUUUAAUCAUGCACAUUUUUCUAGAUGGGUUAGUUUAUCAAGUUUCCAGUGGUUUGCGAUUAGUAGGCCUAUUGAAUUAUCUGUAGGAUUGUUGGAUUUACCAUGAAUGAAAUUUGACGUAUAACAUAACGUAGUAUUGUGGUAACAGUACAGCAAACAACAUACUUGUCUCAUCAGAGCUGUUUGUUUAAUAAUAAAAAACCUAAAGAAAAUAAGCAUUUGUAAGAGAUAGCUUGAGUCCUCGAUUUUUUUAGUGAAGAGACAUUCAAACAAAAGUUUAGACAACUAUUGUAUAUACAUAUUCGGUGGGAAUUAUGAAGUUCUGUUAAAAUGUCAUGAAGAAAGAACUAUUACAAUUUUAAGGCAGUGAACUUCCUCAUCACAGUUUAUCACAGUCACCCUAAAGUGCCUUGAAUGUUUAGGCCAUGAGUGUGAAAUGAUAGCUUUUCAUCCUUUCAUUGUCCUCUGCAAAAAAAGAAAAUCUUUAAAAAAAAAUAGUUUUUCAACAUCACAAUGGCGUGCUAUAUUCCGUGGUGCUUAUUAUAUGUCACAUAAUGAAAUCUCAAAACUUUUUUAUUCCCAUUGUCAGCUCAUAAUCUGUAGAUUUUGUAUUUUUGCUCUACAGGAUACAGCCUUUGUUUUAUCCUUGUAUCAGACACAGGUCAAGUCUUCACUGAAGGCAUUCUUUAGAGCCGUGUCCUGAUCUCCUCAUAAAUGCUGAUUUAUAAAUCAUCUAUUUUAAUAGAAAAUAUGAAGUAUUCACAUUUCUGUUGUUUUUUAAUUCCAGAGGACAAAAUAUACAUUAAUGUAAAUUGUAACUCAUAGAAGUACAUAUAAUUUUUAUAUAUGGCAUGCUUUUGCUGCUCAAAAUAGAUUAUUUAACACAAUACUAUAGUAUAGAAAGAAGUACUGCAAUAUGCAGACGGUAUCAUUGAAUCUUUUGGAGGAGCUUUUGAAAGUGAUAAAAAAUGACAAUUUCUAUUACAGAUGAUCACAUUUAAAUCAAUUCUUUGUGCAACUUUGAUGGGAAUAACCUGAUAGUAAUAAAAUUAGGUUACUGUAAGGUGACGUAGUUUAGCUGAAGAGCAGCAGUACUGAUGUACAAGUUUAUUAAUACUUAACCUGUGAGGAUGGUUAUUUUCAGACCACAUGUACUCCUGCAUGAACAAUAUUAAAAGAGAGAAAACAUGUACUUGUAGACAUCAAAUAAAGUGACUUACAAUAUGUUGCUUUUUCUGUCUGUCUGACACAUGAUAACAUACUGUAAUAAAUAGCUGAAGAACAAAUUAGCAGCAUUGUUUGUGGAACGACACUGACAUAAACAAUUUCUUCUUCUUUUCUCAUUAGCUUUCCUGCAAUGGCUUAUAAAUUAAAACUAUUUCCUGACAUUGUAACAUGUCCUGUAUGUACUAAAACAGCUUUUGUCCAUUAACAAACAACAAACACAGUAAUGACUGUGAGGUUGACAGUU